Molecule: messenger RNA, 492 nt
Organism: Arctia plantaginis
Lineage: Eukaryota; Metazoa; Arthropoda; Insecta; Lepidoptera; Erebidae
Source: the annotation of a GenBank genome assembly
AUGGCGAUGUGCAGUUUAGAUCCAAGGACAGGUGGAACUUGUGCGAACAUCAUCGCGAAUAAAUUCUGCAGUUACGUCGUUGCUUAUGUGCAGUUGAUCCUUUGGAUAAGCGCCUUCUUCAUAUUAGUCUUCAACCCAUCUUCAGUAUCGAAUGUAGUUCAAAAUGCUGACACCACAUCAAUGGUCAUCACCGGCUUCGUGUCUUUGUUCUGCAUCAUUAUUUCAGUUGUUCUACUACUUGGAUUGCAUAAAGACAGACGACUGUACGUUAAAGCAUAUUGUAUUUAUAUUGUGGUAUACUUAGUGCUAAUGGCGUUAGGGUUUUUCGUCAACAUAUUUGUUCAACCAAAGAAGAUGGGUUUCCGUGGCUUUUUCUCUAUGGUGCUUUCUUUCUUAAUGAAUCUGUUCUUCUUCUUCGUUGUGAGAUGUUACUACUUAAUUAAAUACUGCAAUGGUUCUAACCAAUUAGUGACAAAUCAACCCGAAGUUUGA